AUGAGAGAAAAUCCGAAUCCAAAUGAUCUAAAUUCAAUAUUUAAAGGGGAAAACUCCUUAAGGACAACCGGAGAUGCCGUUAAGCUUAUAAACUAAGAAAAGUUUGCUUGGGAUCAAGUUGAAAAGAACGGUUUAUCCUUAUCAUCAAUAGCAAAUCCGACUUUAACCGAAAAAGUUUUCAAAGAAAUGUUGGAUAAAGAUAAAAAUAUAAAAAAUAUGAAAAUUAAAUAAAUUCUGCAAGUAUAUGGAGGAGAAGAACAUUUAGAUGUCGACUAUGAUUUAAUAGUUGGAUAAACAGAAAAAUAUGCCGAAUAUUCAGCUGAUGGAUAAUAAUUAGAUAUUUAUAACCAUAAAAGGUCCAAAUAUAUUGAAGAUGUUUUUAUUAAUAAUCAUACAACUGUCUGGGGAUCAUGGUAUAGUGAUGUACUUGGAUGGGGAUUUGCUUGUUGUCAUAAUAAUCUUAAGGAUAGUGUGUGUAGUGGGGAUAAAGGAAAAAAAGAAGCACUUGUUAAGGAAUUUAAGAUUAGAAAAUAAAAAGAUGAAGAUUUUAAGAGGGUUAAAGAAUUAAAUGAAGCUUAGAAGAAAAACGAUGGUUUUAAAGCUCCAAUGGCUAGAAAAAAAUAAGUGGAUAAAAAUGAAAAUGGAUAAUAAUAAUAAGUAUAGGAAAAUGGAAAAGUUAAGAAAAUUGAAAAAAAAGAAAGUAUUAUAAUUAUGAAGAAGAUUAUAAAGAAGUUACUGAAGAAGAUCUUGAAAAUUAUAGAAAACAGAGAAAAGUUUUUGAUGACCCUAUGA
Messenger RNA from Ichthyophthirius multifiliis, 792 nucleotides. RefSeq names its product step ii splicing factor slu7, putative. The record is from RefSeq and is a predicted model, not a curated record. The transcript has 2 exons. Gene Ontology annotation, molecular function: pre-mRNA 3'-splice site binding. Gene Ontology annotation, biological process: mRNA splicing, via spliceosome. NCBI's taxonomy places the organism in Eukaryota, Ciliophora, Oligohymenophorea, Hymenostomatida. Gene Ontology annotation, cellular component: spliceosomal complex.